Caenorhabditis briggsae is the source of this 621-nucleotide messenger RNA. It is a transcript of the gene Cbr-scl-2, whose product is annotated as Protein CBR-SCL-2. The record is from RefSeq and is a predicted model, not a curated record. Lineage: Eukaryota; Metazoa; Nematoda; Chromadorea; Rhabditida; Rhabditidae. The transcript has 3 exons. Bases 1 to 621 code for a protein of 206 amino acids.
AUGAAACUUUUAUUGUUUUUGACUCUUUUUAUUAGCUCUUAUGCUGAUUUCGGAUUCACUGGACAAAACGGAAUCAUAAAUGCUCACAACACUCUUCGUUCCAAAAUUGCCAAGGGAACUUAUGUCGCCAGAGGAACCCAGAAGCCUUCAGGAACUAAUAUUUUGAAAAUGAAAUGGGAUACUACGGUAGCUGCUUCUGCUCAAUCUUACGCUAAUCGAUGUCCGACUGGUCAUUCUGGAACUGGUGGACUCGGAGAAAAUCUUUAUUGGUAUUGGACUAGUGGAUCCCUUGGAGACCUCAACCAAUAUGGUGCCGCUGCUUCUGCUGCGUGGGAGAAAGAGUUUCAAGACUAUGGAUGGAGCUCAAAUCUUCUAACAAUGGAUUUGUUUAACACGGGAAUCGGACAUGCUACUCAAAUGGCUUGGGCUAAAUCAAACUUGAUUGGAUGUGGAGUCAAAGACUGUGGAAGAGACACGAAUGGGCUGAACAAAGUAACCGUUGUCUGUCAGUACAAACCUCAAGGAAACUACCGCAACCAAUACAUCUACCUCUCUGGUCAAACUUGCUCUGCUUGCCCAUCCGGUUAUUCAUGUGAAAGAAGUACUGGUCUUUGUGUUUGA